GGCGGGGCCGGCCGGCAGCGCGGGUGGGGCGCGGGGCGGGGCCGGGCGGGAGAGCCCGGAGCGCGGCAGAGCCCGGGGCGCGGCCUCUGCACCCUCCAGGCCAGGACAGCGGAGGAGCAGGAGGAGGAGUGCAGGAUCGGGGCCCUGCGCCCGCCCGCAGCGGGCCGGGGGGCCGCCGGAGAGGCCUGGCCGGCGGCGUCCCCUGAGCGCAGCCCAGAGUUGACAGCACGAAACUUUUGCUGCGCCCUUCGGCGGCGCGACCAGAGCCUGCUCCCACCGCGGACCGGGGGGAGCUAGGGGGAGAGAGGCCCGCGGCUCCCCCCACGCUCCCCCGCCGCCCGUCGGGGCGCGGUCGGGCACGGCGGCGGGGCUGGGGCCCCGGGCGAUGGCCGCGGAGCUGGCGAUGGGCGCAGAGCUGCCCAGCAGCCCACUGGCCAUCGAGUACGUCAACGACUUCGACCUGAUGAAGUUCGAGGUGAAGAAGGAGCCGCCCGAGGCCGAGCGCUUCUGCCACCGCCUGCCGCCCGGCUCGCUGUCCUCGACGCCCCUCAGCACGCCCUGCUCCUCGGUGCCCUCUUCGCCCAGCUUCUGCGCACCCAGCCCGGGCACCGGCGGCGGCGCAGGCGGCGGGGGCAGCGCGCCUCAGACCGGGGGCGCCCCGGGGCCGCCGAGUGGAGGCCCCGGCACUGUCGGGGGCGCCUCAGGAAAAGCGGUGCUGGAGGAUCUGUACUGGAUGAGCGGGUACCAGCACCACCUGAACCCCGAAGCGCUCAACCUGACGCCGGAGGACGCGGUGGAGGCGCUCAUCGGCAGCGGCCACCACGGCGCGCACCACGGCGCGCAUCACCCGGCCACUGCUGCGGCCUAUGAGGCCUUCCGGGGCCAGAGCUUCGCGGGCGGCGGCGGUGGCAGCGGCGGGGACGACAUGGGUGCCGGCCACCACCACGGCGCACACCACACUGCCCACCACCACCACUCUGCCCACCACCACCAUCACCACCACCACCACCACCACGGCGGCUCUGGCCACCACGGCGGAGGCGCGGGUCACGGCGGAGGCGGCGCGGGCCACCACGUGCGCUUGGAGGAGCGCUUCUCCGACGACCAGCUGGUGUCCAUGUCCGUGCGGGAGCUGAACCGGCAGCUCCGCGGCUUCAGCAAGGAGGAGGUCAUCCGACUGAAACAGAAGCGGCGCACGCUCAAGAACCGCGGCUACGCGCAGUCGUGCCGCUUCAAGCGGGUGCAGCAGCGGCACAUUCUGGAGAGCGAGAAGUGCCAGCUCCAGAGCCAGGUGGAGCAGCUGAAGCUGGAGGUGGGGCGUCUGGCCAAGGAGCGGGACCUGUACAAGGAGAAAUACGAGAAGUUGGCGGGCCGGGGCGGCCCCGGGGGCGCGGGCGGGGCCGGCUUCCCUCGGGAGCCCUCGCCAGGGCAGGCUGGCCCCGGGGCGGCCAAAGGCGCACCCGACUUCUUUCUGUGAGCUCCGGACCCUCCCUGGGCCUCGCCACCGCCGGGGACUAGUUUGCGCAGGCCGCCCCGGUCUCGGUUCGGACUCUGAGACCCGGGACGCGCGCUCCGGCGGUGCGGCCGCAGCUGUCGGGGUCCUCCCGUCCGCCCUGCGCGCCCCGCCGCGAAGCCCCAGCUCCAGGUACCUACUGCGGUGCGCCUCUCCCGCCGGGUCCCAGUCCGAGCGUCUUCGGGGUCGCCGUCUAGACUUUGCCGGCGUCCCCUCGGCGCCCCGGGAACGGUGAAUACUUAGGGAAGCCCGAGCCAGGUCUGACUUCCUCCGCAGUGUCACCUUGUACAGACGUGGAGCGCACUUCUGCGUCCCAACCUCCGCCCAGCCGCAGCGGGGCCGCGCUGACACCAGCUCCCGGUAGCCUCCGCCGGCCCCGCGUUCCUCCGUCGUCUUUCUUUCUGCCUCCGUUUCCUUGCCCUGUUUUUACUCCUCCUCCAUCUCCUCCUUUUUAAAGCGGUCAUAUUUUCGCAACAUUAAUAUUUAUUUUGCUUGGUAAUUAGAAAACCCAGACAAAUCCCUUGGUCCCUGUGCGCCCUCGGAGGUCGGCGAGUGCCCGCAUGUGCCCUCCUCGCUCAUUCGCUCUGAGGGGUCCGGCCCUGCCUGCCUUCCAGCCCGCUUGUCCCCACCCUGUUCGCGGCUCCCUGUAGAGGAAGCCGAGGAACUUACCUGCGUGUUGGUCCCACUGUCCUGCUAUACUCGACUGGGGGAGGGGGGUGGGGGGUAGCCGUGCUCAGCCGGGUUGGGGCUGGCCCGGACUCCCGCGCUGCUAUUUCUCUAUGCACCAGAUCGUAUUUAUGACUCCUGGGGAAAUAUAUCUUAUUUUAACCUUCCAGAGAAGUGAAAGAAUUUAAAAAGUAAUGCACAGUUCUAGAAGAAAAAAUUUUAAAGAGGAGGCUUAGGCCUGAACCUCCUGGCAUGGGCGGGUUGAAAGGUGUUUUUAUUUAAUUUAAAUUGUGUUUCGUUUGUGGAAUCUUUUUUUAAAGCUUGGUCGCUUUUUUGGACUAGCCGAAAGAGAGGCCCGGUGGAGGGUGUUCUAAGCUGGGCGCGUCUUCACCGGCUGAGAUCUGGUUUUCUGAGGCUUGGCCCCGGUGCUCUGAGGCUUAUUCCGUCUUCUGCUGCUCCCAGGUGGCUCCUGCUGAGCCUUCUGAACAGAUGCUAGACAAAUCGUUGGGAAAAAAAAUUGUGUUGUUGGUUUUUGUUGUGUUCUCUUUUUUUCAUUUGUUACGAAACAGAGGAAAGGAAAAAAAUUAAAAAAAAAUAAAUCUGUUUAGAUCCA
Messenger RNA from Grammomys surdaster, 2792 nucleotides. RefSeq names its product MAF bZIP transcription factor A (gene Mafa). Gene Ontology annotation, cellular component: nucleus. Bases 386 to 1477 code for a protein of 363 amino acids. The record is from RefSeq and is a predicted model, not a curated record. Gene Ontology annotation, biological process: retinal rod cell development; regulation of transcription by RNA polymerase II. Gene Ontology annotation, molecular function: RNA polymerase II cis-regulatory region sequence-specific DNA binding; DNA-binding transcription factor activity, RNA polymerase II-specific. Lineage: Eukaryota; Metazoa; Chordata; Mammalia; Rodentia; Muridae. The transcript has a single exon.